AUGACCAGCUUCAUCAACUUUUUACCUGGCAAUAUCCGUGUUACACUUCUCUCGACAUCACUUGUAUGCCUGACAUACUACUCCUUAAAUAUCUCAACAACGACACAAAUCCCUUAUCUCUUCCUUCUGAAUUCGAUCAAUGCAAUUUCGAUCUCUGCGUAUGUGCCUUUGUUAUCAGCAGAAUUACUUGGGUGGUUCGCAUCUUUGGUCAGAUCACAGGUUUUUUCCAACAAGAAGAGAAAUACGAGGGGAAGUAUCUUUGGAACCUGGAUGUACAACUCUGAGUUCUUACUCUUCUUAUGCAUUGUACAAUUUGCCUUCAGCAUAGGUUUCAUAUCCUUUUCCCUUCUUUCUCUUUACACAAUCUCCUUGACUUCUUCGUUCUCAUUUCCUAUAUCUAUCCCACCAGAAAGGACUCCAGAACCUUCCAGAAUAGUACUCGUACAACCUGUAGCAUCUCCUCGACUAGGAAUAGAUGAUUUCAUACCUCUUCUAUAUGGCAUCACCCACUUGUUGAUACUCUCCGCACAGCUUUUCUCAUUCACGUUAUUGAUUGUGGAGAUUAGAGGAUCACCUAGAAGUUCGUCCAUCGAUAGAUCAUUAGCUGGAUUGUUAGAAAGGGAUAUAACAGAGUUGAUCAAUCUAAGAGAAGAAGCGAGAUUGAUGAGAACAUCACUUUCUUCUGGUUCGCUUUCGAGAUGGAACGAUGGGAAAACCAAUGAUCAUGGUAGUACUGGUACUUAUACACCUUAUUCACCAAUAAGAUUUAUAGAUGGUGACGACGGUAAUACGCCUAGAAGAAGAUCAAGAACUGCUUCAUCAGCAUAUUCGACUAGUAACAGUACCUUGACUACACCUUCUACAGUACCUUUAACCAGACAACUCAUGGUGGAUAAUCAGGAUCAAUCCCCAUAUCGAAUUAGCAAUGAAGAUACGAGAUUCAAUGAUCCUUUUACACCUAGAAAUACCUCAAAUACACCCAAUAGUUCAAGAAAUAAUAGAAGACUGUCAGUAAGAUUCGAUUUGUCACGUAAAUUAUCUGAUCCAAAAUCACCUCUCACAACUACAUUCCAAAAGCCGUUGUACACGCCUACGAAUUUAUACGGAGCGACCACAUGUCACUCGAAAGAAGAAGCACAAGGAGAUUAUUUCUCGCUUCCUGUUAUCCCGAACGACAACGAAAAUGAGUUCAUUAGACCUAUCCCAUUAAGUAUAGUGAGGUCACCUAAAGACUCAGUAUCGGGCUUCUCACCUUUAUCGACUGGUAGUGACACGCUGGAAAACAUAGCUGAAGAGAUUGAGUACAACGAGAAUGUUCAUAAAGCAUGGAUGGAUAUCAAAGGUGAUGAGACUGUUUGA
This is a messenger RNA of Kwoniella shivajii, 1359 nucleotides long. RefSeq lists its product as uncharacterized. The transcript has 4 exons. The coding region runs from base 1 to 1359 and encodes 452 amino acids. NCBI's taxonomy places the organism in Eukaryota, Fungi, Basidiomycota, Tremellomycetes, Tremellales, Cryptococcaceae. The record is from RefSeq and is a predicted model, not a curated record.